AUGAAACUUUUUGCUUUGUUUACCGUUGCUCUUGCCCAGGAAGGUGCUCCGGGCGAUGGAUCCCGAGCUAUGUCUCUCGAUAAGAAGAUCAGCAACGCUAAAGUCAAGUGUAACUACUACAUGGAGAAGGCUCUCGUUUGCAACCCACCAAGCUCGAAGAUCUCCAAGUACAAUCAUCGAAUCGAGAAGGUCCUCCUCGAUGCCAAGUUCCACCUUGAGAGUGGAAAAUGCGACAAGAAUGCACCAGUACCAGGCCCUUAUUCACGAAAACGACGACAGGCCGGAGACGACCUUUUCUCCGCGGAUGAAGAGUUCACUGCUCUCGAGCAAGAGAUUGAACAAUUCGGCGGAAAGGGAAAAUACGGAUCCAUGGCCAACCCAGAUCAACUCGAGAGACUCAAGGGUGUCUGCGAAAAGUUCGCUAACGCUUCUUUGGCUGACGAUUCUCUCGCUGAUUGCCCUAAACUCGGAGCCUGGCAGAAACGAAUGGCUCACUUGCUCCUUGAUUUGGACAGAAUGGAGGCUGUUUGUGUGAAACAAGAGAGUGCCGCAACUGGCGGUGGAAGCUACCCUACUCAGCCACCAACCACUGAGGAUCCAUAUGCCAUGGAGACAACCACUGCUCUCUAUACUGAUGGCUACCCAACCACUACAAGCUACUACCCGACAACAACCACCACUACCACCACCAAGUACGUGGGCAACAAAAAUAAGAACAAGAAAAACAAAAAGAAGAACUAA
Molecule: messenger RNA, 741 nt
Organism: Oikopleura dioica
Lineage: Eukaryota; Metazoa; Chordata; Appendicularia; Copelata; Oikopleuridae
Source: the annotation of a GenBank genome assembly